Messenger RNA from Morone saxatilis (striped sea-bass), 1722 nucleotides. RefSeq names its product DEAD (Asp-Glu-Ala-Asp) box polypeptide 47 (gene ddx47). The transcript is spliced from 12 exons. The record is from RefSeq and is a predicted model, not a curated record. Gene Ontology annotation, molecular function: nucleic acid binding; ATP binding; RNA helicase activity. The coding region runs from base 55 to 1530 and encodes 491 amino acids. Lineage: Eukaryota; Metazoa; Chordata; Actinopteri; Moronidae.
CCUUGUUUCCGCAUCUGCGCAUUGCGGAGCUGACGACACGUUGGGGCCAAAAGCAUGGCGGACGUUGAGGAAAGCGUGAAGCCAAACACAGAAGAAACACUCGUAGGAUCGAGUAGUGAUGAUGAGAACAGUGACGUUAAUGGCGGCGAAGCGGAUGAGACAGUGAAGACCUUCAAGGACUUGGGUGUUACUGAGGUUCUCUGUGAGGCUUGUGAUCAGCUGGGAUGGAAGACUCCAACAAAGAUCCAGAUAGAGGCUGUACCAGUGGCUCUGCAAGGGAGGGAUGUCAUUGGCCUGGCAGAGACUGGUUCAGGAAAGACGGGUGCCUUUGCUCUGCCCAUCCUCCAGUCACUGCUGGCCUCGCCUCAGAGGCUCCAUACCCUCGUCCUCACCCCUACCAGGGAGCUGGCAUUUCAGAUCUCUGAGCAGUUUGAGGCUCUGGGCUCCAGCAUCGGUGUUAAGUGUGCGGUCAUAGUUGGAGGAAUCGACAUGAUGUCCCAGUCCUUGGUGCUGGCAAAAAAACCACACAUUGUUAUUGCCACACCUGGCCGGUUGAUAGACCACAUGGAGAACACAAAGGGCUUCUCCCUACGAGCUCUGAAGUACCUGGUCAUGGACGAGGCAGAUAGAAUCCUCAACAUGGACUUUGAGACUGAGGUGGAUAAAAUCUUGAAGGUGAUUCCCAGAGACAGACGCACCUACUUGUUCUCUGCCACCAUGACCAAAAAGGUCCAGAAACUCCAGAGAGCAGCUCUGAAAGAUCCUGUGAAGUGUGCGGUAUCCACCAAAUACUCUACAGUAGACAAACUGCAGCAAUACUAUGUCUUCAUACCAUCGAAGUACAAGGACUGCUACCUGGUGUCCAUCCUGAACGAGCUAGCUGGGAACUCAUUUAUCAUUUUCUGCAGUACGUGUAACAAUGCCCAGCGGGUGGCGCUGUUGUUAAGGAACCUUGGCAUCACUGCUAUCCCUCUUCAUGGCCAGAUGAGUCAGAAUAAACGUCUUGGAGCGCUAAACAAGUUCAAGUCCAAGUCUCGAUCGGUGCUGCUGGCGACCGAUGUGGCAUCCAGAGGACUGGACAUUCCUCAUGUUGACUGCGUCAUCAACUACGACAUCCCCACUCACUCCAAGGAUUACAUCCAUAGAGUCGGACGAACAGCCAGAGCAGGACGGUCUGGGAAAUCCAUCACGUUUGUCACUCAAUAUGAUGUGGAGCUUUUCCAGCGAAUCGAAAGCCUGAUUGGGAAGAAACUUCCUGCCUUCCCUACACAGGAGGAGGAAGUGAUGAUGUUGGUGGAGAGGGUGAGCGAGGCCCAGAGAUUUGCCAGGCUGGAAAUGAAGGAGCAAGGUGAGAAAAGGAAAAGGCCCAAAAGAGGAGAUGGAGACGAGGAUGACACAGAACAAGCAAGUGGAGUGAGGAAGAAAGUGAAAGGAGGACCAGGAGGUGGAGGAAGAGGGGGAGGAGGGGGAGGAGGAGGAGGUGGAGGGAUGAAGAAGAGGGGUGGAGCAGCCUGGAGGGGAGGACGCUGAAACCUCCCAACAUUAACAGACUGUACAUAACCACAACAUACAAAUGUCUCUCGUUUUUUGAUGUUACAACUUGAUUAUGACAACAGCGUGUUUUCCAGUGUUUAGUAUGGAAGCAAACUAUUUAAUUACAGAAAACAUGCCUUUUCCUGCUCUUCUGUGAGAUUUUUCCAUUUGUAAUAAAAGAUGCCACAG